Prunus dulcis (almond) is the source of this 1067-nucleotide messenger RNA. Its product is annotated as protein SHORT HYPOCOTYL IN WHITE LIGHT 1-like. The record is from RefSeq and is a predicted model, not a curated record. Lineage: Eukaryota; Viridiplantae; Streptophyta; Magnoliopsida; Rosales; Rosaceae. Gene Ontology annotation, biological process: regulation of abscisic acid-activated signaling pathway; negative regulation of photomorphogenesis. The coding region runs from base 92 to 718 and encodes 208 amino acids. The transcript has 4 exons.
AGCGAAGCCAAUCUCAAACUAACCAGUCAUUCCAUCUCAACUACCUUGACCUCUCUCUCUCUCUCUCUCUCUUAGUCUCAUUCACCACACCAUGCUCUUCUCUGCAACUCUCUCACCUUCCACUCUUUCUUACUUCCCUCAAACACAACAAUUGCAUCUUCCUCGCACUCUCAAUCCCUAUCUCAAACCGAAAAGUUUCAGUCUUCAAUUUCAAUGCGCCCAAGCCUCCAGACGAACCCCUAAUUACCCUCAGGGCGGCGCAGAUAAUCUGGUUGAUGAUCCGCGCAACUGGAGCCGUUCGAUCAACUCCGAGGUCGACCGGCACUAUAAUUUCGAAGACGAUGAUGAAGACGAUGAGGAUGACGACGAUGAUGAAGAAGAAGAUAGGAGUUUGGAUUUAUUGGUGAGGUUUGUUCAGAAUAUGUUCAAGAAGGUCUCCAGGCGAGCCAGGAGGGCCGUACGAUCAGUUCUCCCCGUCUCAAUUCCCACCAAAUUGGUGGGGUUUUCUGUUAAUGGGGUGCUCAUGCUGGCAUUUUUAUGGGUCUUGAAGGCAUUUCUUGAGGUUGUUUGCACCCUUGGAAGUCUAGUGUUUGUAAGCAUCUUACUCAUCCGUGGGAUAUGGACUGGAGUAACCUACGUACAAGAAAACCGCAACCAGAAACUCCGCAAUUUUGAAGAUGAAAGCCGUCCGUGGACUGGCACACAGCCGGCAACCUGAUACUUCCACUCAAAGAAGAGAGUUGUUCAACUAUAAUCUCACACCAGAAUAGGAGGAGUAUACAAUAAACAAUAAAGGAGGACUACUUGAAAUCAAGGAUGAUGAGAAGAUAGCAUAAAAACCAUGGUUCUUGUCUGGAAAGAAUUAUAACUAUGAUGUAACUUCCUGCCUGAACAGGUACACAAGAUAUUCUUGUGAUUUUGAUUUAGCACCAUGUAUAAUAGCAUAGCAGGAUAAAAUUUUGUUAUACGUUUUGGGAAGGUGGGAUGAUGGUUGGGUUCCCCCUGUAUGAUACAUAUAAUGUCGACAGAAAUCCUGUCAAAAAUGAAAUUUUCCAUUGUGAGCUGCA